Molecule: messenger RNA, 3008 nt
Organism: Pristis pectinata (smalltooth sawfish)
Lineage: Eukaryota; Metazoa; Chordata; Chondrichthyes; Rhinopristiformes; Pristidae
Gene: pemt
Product: phosphatidylethanolamine N-methyltransferase
Exons: 8
Coding region: 431-1027 (198 amino acids)
Biological process (GO): phosphatidylcholine biosynthetic process
Molecular function (GO): phosphatidylethanolamine N-methyltransferase activity
Source: RefSeq, a predicted model, not a curated record
UCGACACGCAUGCGCGAAGUGUGAGACCUCACGUUUACGUACCUUCGUCACGUUCGCUGGCCGGAGGGAGAAGGCGAAACUUGUGGUAACGGGGAGUUGGUGGCUUGUCCGACGUGUUGGAGCCGUCGAGAUAUUCUGGCGGGUGAGAGCCAGUUGGAGGCGAGGUGUUGUGGAGGCUUGGCGAAUCUGGACUACAGCAAGUGAAGGCAUCAGUGAUAACUUAUGCAUUGCAUGCUGGGGUCAAGCAAAGAUGUGUCAUUGCUCCAAUAUUGAUCCAAAUCUUUCUUGCUGCAAUAUUGCACUUUGCUUCCAACUGGAGUGGAGCUAAUCUGUAGGGUGAAUGGGAUGCACUCCAUAACCAAGGUCACUCCAACCUCAAUCAUCUAUCCGGACAACACUUGCAUGCGUGUGCACCAUCGAUAUUUCAGUGAUGGCAGAUAUUUUCAGCUACUGUGAUUGGACCGACUUGAAGUUUAAAAUAGCUAUCCUGGCUGUUGCUUUCAACCCAUUGUUCUGGAAUAUUGUAGGUCGUUGGGAACACAGAACGAGGUCUCUCACUAAAUUGUUUGGUUCCCCUUUCACUGCAUGUUAUUCUGUAGCAGUUAUCAUUGUACUGCUGAGUAUCUACAGGAGUUACAGUUUCACGGAAGCAAUGAGGAUUCAGCCAAAGCUCCAACUCCUUGACAGUCCUGCAGCACUAUACGUAGGCUUCGGCCUUUUACUGAUAGGCACCGUCUUUGUCCUGAGCAGCUUCUUUGCACUAGGAUUCAUUGGGACAUUUUUAGGAGACUACUUUGGAGUUUUGAUGGAGGGCAAGGUGCUGACAUUUCCUUUUAAUGUUAUGGAGAACCCCAUGUAUUGGGGGAGUACAUUAAACCACUUGGGCUUGGCUAUCAUAAAUGCCAGUCCAACAGGAUUGGUCCUCACCGCUUGGGUCGCAGCAGUGUACAAAGUUGCAAUUCUGUUUGAAAGACCAUUCACAGAGGAAGUAUAUCGUCAAAAAGAAAAGACCCUGAAGGACAACUAAACAGCUGGGACAUUUUGUCAAGCAGAUACUUUCUUAUAUAGCCAUUGGACUGCUUGUUUUGAUUCAGUUUGGAAUUAUGCAGUAACUUUUCUGAAUGAAUUCUUGAUUUUAAUAACUAUUAAUUAUUUAUGAUGUGGUUUUCUACAAGUUGUGCCCCUUAUAAUUAAUGAAAGUUCCGUAGCCAGUUAUGAAAAAUGAUUUUUCAGCCUUUUCUUCUCAUAACAGAUCUAGAAGAUUUCUUAAAAAUUACGACGAAAAAAUAAUGAUGGGAUUUUCAUGUUGACAAUGAUAAAACAGCACAUUGUUCAGUAUGACCUAGUUGUAAAUGCAAAUACAGAACAAACUACCCAGCAUUGAUCUAUUAAGACACGAACAAGUUAUUAAACCAAAAUUAUUAAAUCGUGUCAUUUGUAUUCACUAACCCAAUAACUUCAAAGUAAGUCAUUUGUUAUUGUUAUGUCUGUGAUAAAUUUGUGUAAACAAUUCUUCCUGCUAUGCCAAUCACGUCAUAUUCAUUUCUUCUGAAUGUGGUGCUGUAUUCAUACCUGCUAAUAUAAUAAAUUUGUAAGUCUGAUUAUGUUUUGUUAAGGUUUAUUUGUCAGCUGGGUAAUUGUAAUCCUUCAAUAAAAUUGGACUUGUCAUUUCCAUUAAUCCAAAACUAGUGUUACAGAGGAUUGUAAUGUGAAUCCUGACUGGAUGCAGUAAAAUCCAGAAAGAUUAAUUCACAUAAAAAUGUUAUUUUGUUCAACAGAACAGUAGAAGAUAUCAGACAUCUAUCAUUGUUAAUCUUUUAUUGCAAUCUCUUGCAUUCUUAAUGCUUAAAUAUUGUGCAAAUAUGCUAGGUGUAUAAGUACUUUAAAAAGCAAAAGGAUUUUGUCAGCAAAUGCAAAUUCUAAACAGUAUUAUGUUAAAUCUAUACCAAAUUGUAUUUCAUGGAUAAGUUAUAUUGCAUUAUUUGUAGUGUUCCAGUGUCAUAGACAAGUCUCACAGACUGAAAAAUUCUCAGUUCAAGUCCUACCUUUGAGUUGAUCUCAGUUGGGUUGGGAAUAGGAACCUGGCUCCCAAGUAUCUAAGCAAAGGGGAGAAAAAAAAUUGUCAAGAGUUCCUAUUCCUGAUUACUCUCAGGAUGCAUCUGAUGGAAACAAGCUCGAGUGAUGUGAGCAAUGACUUCUGAUUUCAAUGCAUCUCCUCCAUUACGUGAAGGAGUUCAGUAAUUCCAGUAUUCUUAAAGGCCAUAGCUGCUAGCCAUAGUUUUUCUCGUCUUAUUCUCUGAUGUGUACCUGCAAGAACUUACAGCUAAUAAAACAUCUUCUCACUGGCAGUAUGUAAAAUCAGUCCAUAAUAUCAUCUGGCAAGUUUUUUUUAAUGGAUGAAUAAAAUUGUUUGAAAGUAUAAUUUAUGUAAAAAUAACUAUUUGGUCCAGGUUAUUAAAACCAGAACAAUUUCUGUUGGUCUUGCUUGAGGUGUGAUUGGUACAAAUCUUUAACAAAGCUGUCAUAAAGAAAUAUUUCACGAACCAUAGAUCCAAACCCUUAAGUUAACCCCUCCAUAAUUCUAUGUGCAGGGCAGCAAUGUUAAUUGAAUGCAGAUGUUGCUAAUGUUAUCAAUUACUUCCAUUGCAAACUCAAGGCAAAUGAAAUAUGAGGAUUGAAAGAAGUUUUACAGAUUUUCAUCCAUUGCUAUCAUUUUGUAAAGUACUAACAAACAAAACUUACCAUGAUGUGAAUGAACAGAAAUACUCUCCUUAACAGAAUGUCUCCGAACUUAGGUGGAAAGCACACUUGAUCCUGCCAUUGGACUCUGAAGUAGAGUCUGCUCUCUAUGUAAUAGAAUAUACAUUUUUCUAAUUGUAAGUUUGAGACAAGGUACAGUAAAAUGUUUUUAGUUGUCUUAUAAAUUUCAAUGUUUGUGAUUUGUUAUCUUGAACAAUAUAUGUUAUUUUUAAUUUCGGAUGAAUUGUACAAUUAAACAUUGGAUUCCA